Messenger RNA from Capsicum annuum, 444 nucleotides. RefSeq lists its product as uncharacterized. Gene Ontology annotation, biological process: chromatin remodeling. Gene Ontology annotation, cellular component: nucleus. The transcript has a single exon. The record is from RefSeq and is a predicted model, not a curated record. Lineage: Eukaryota; Viridiplantae; Streptophyta; Magnoliopsida; Solanales; Solanaceae. Bases 1 to 444 code for a protein of 147 amino acids.
AUGGGCUUGGAAGAAGAGGUGAAAGCUAGAAUUUGGGAGGCUUUGGAUGAGGUGGUGAGAAGCGUGCCAAGCUCAAAGAAGAUUGUCAUAACAAGGGACAUCAAUAGGCACAUUGGGUUUUUACCAGGAGGUUAUGAUGAUGUGCAUGGAGGUUUUGGUUUCGACAAUAGAAAUGGUGAGGGUGCUGCUCUACUUGAUUUUGCGAGGGCCUUUGGGUUGGUGGUUGUGAAUUCAAGCUUUCCGAAGAAGGAGGAUCACCUGAUUGCCUUCCGAAGCUCGAUAGCCAAGACUCAGAUUGACUUUCUGCUGCUCAGGAAGGGGGAUAGGGUUUUACGUAAAAACUAUAAAGUCAUUCUGAGUGAGCAUGUUUUGACCCAGCACAGGCUUCUGGGGAUGGACUUGAUUAUCAAGAAGAGCAAGAAGAGAAGGGCCACGGAGGGUUGA